This is a messenger RNA of Epithele typhae, 1527 nucleotides long. Its product is annotated as L-gulonolactone/D-arabinono-1,4-lactone oxidase. Gene Ontology annotation, cellular component: mitochondrion; membrane. The transcript has 5 exons. The record is from RefSeq and is a predicted model, not a curated record. Lineage: Eukaryota; Fungi; Basidiomycota; Agaricomycetes; Polyporales; Epitheliaceae. Bases 1 to 1527 code for a protein of 508 amino acids. Gene Ontology annotation, molecular function: D-arabinono-1,4-lactone oxidase activity; FAD binding.
AUGCCCACUGCAACAGCACCUGCACUCGCGCCGCCUGCCGCGACGAACCUGAAGCUCGCGAGCAUGUCCAUCGCGACCCUCUACGAACUGCUCCAGCCGAUCACAGUCCCCGCGUCCGCCCCGCGGUCCAAGUUCGUGAACUGGGGUCUGAGCUUCGCCUGCGCGCCGCUCGCCGUCUUCGAGCCCACGACGGCGUACGAGUGCGAGCUCGUGCUCGAGCUCGCGCGCCGCGAGCGCCGCACCGUCCGCGCCGCCGGCGUCGGCCACAGUCCGAGCGACCUCGCGUGCACGACCGGGUUCAUGAUGCGCACCGAGAAGCUCUCGCGCGUCCUCGAGGUCAACCACGACAAGCACUAUGUUGUCGCCGAGGCCGGCAUCAUCCUCAACGACCUCCAUGUCGCCCUCGCCGACCACGGGCUCGCCAUGAUCAACCUCGGCUCCAUCUCCGACCAGACCCUCGCCGGUGUGAUCACCACCGCGACGCACGGCACCGGCCUCCACCAUCGCGUCCUCUCCGACCACGUCCUCGCCCUCACCCUUCUCCUCCCCGACGGCUCCCGAGUCCGCUGCUCCCGCGAGCAGCACCAUGAUCUCUUCAUGGCCUCCAUCUGCGGCCUCGGCGCGACCGGCAUCAUCCUCGACAUCACCAUGCGCGUCCGCGACGCGUUCCGCCUCAAGGACAAGCAGCACACCGUCUCCUUCGACGACUUCCUCCGCGACCUCCGCCCCACCAUCGCCGCCGACGAGUUCGUCCGCUUCUGGUGGUUCCCCCAGGCCGAUGCCGUCCGCGUGAGCGCGUUCGAGGAGACCGACGAGGUAUGUCUUUCCCUGUUACUCCCCGCAACCUCGCUCAUCCGUCCCGUCGCGCCCGUCACCUCUUGGCUCUGGCAGUCCCUCGUCGGCUUCCACUUCCUCCAGCUCAUCCUCUUCUUCGGGCGCUACAUUGGCUUCUUCAACACCCUCUACGGCCGCAUCUCCGUCUGGCUCAUGGGCGGCCCCUCUGUCUCCGUCGACGACAGCCACAAGAUUUUUAACCUCGACUGCAAGUAUCCGCAGUACACCACCGAAUGGGGCAUCCCGCACGAGCGCACCGAACCGUGCCUCCGUGAACUGCGCGACUGGCUCGACGAGGAGAUCCACGGCCCCAACGGCUCCCGCCCGCACUGUCCGCUUGAGAUCCGCUUCUCGUGCCCAGAUGACAUCUGGCUCAGCCCGAGCAACGGCCAGACGACGUGUUGGAUCGGGAUCAUGCAGUACAAGCCGUACGGGCUCAACGUGCCCUACCGGAAGCUCUUCGCGCGCUUCGAGCAAAUCAUGCUCGCGCACGGCGGGAAGCCGCACUGGGCGAAGGCGCACCCACUCCGCCCCGCCGGCCUGCGCGCGAUGUACCCGCGCUUCGACGACUUCGUGCGGGUGCUGACCGAGGUCGACCCCCGCGGCCUGCUCCGGAACCCGUACGUCGACCGCCACAUCUUUGGCGACGACGCACCCGCGGCCGGCGACCGCGUCUUCAAGCGCGAGCACUGA